Molecule: messenger RNA, 2907 nt
Organism: Sphaeramia orbicularis (orbiculate cardinalfish)
Lineage: Eukaryota; Metazoa; Chordata; Actinopteri; Kurtiformes; Apogonidae
Product: putative ZDHHC-type palmitoyltransferase 6
Exons: 10
Coding region: 185-1864 (559 amino acids)
Molecular function (GO): palmitoyltransferase activity; protein binding
Source: RefSeq, a predicted model, not a curated record
GGCGUGUCCUGCCUCAAUCAGUUUAGCACAAUGAAAGAUCCCCGUUACUUUGCAGCGAAAGGUGAUCUGCCAUCUCUCUUUACAUUAUGAUGUUGUAGUGCUUCGUGGGGAGCAGCUGCUUUUGUUUGCGUUGCACUUUCUGUCGGUGGAAGUAACAGCAGGCCGCUCCAGUGCAUGCAUCAUAAUGCACCCGAUGCCUGUGUGCUCCAGUGGUGGUGGUGGAGACAUAUUUGACUGUAUACAGAGAGGAAAUAUUGAACAGUGUAUACACUUCGUCCAAAAUGACCGAUCAAUCCUAAAACAAAAAGGCUGGGGUGGAUUCACCCCGCUCCACUAUGCGGCUCUCCAUGGUAACCGAGCACUGGUUGAUCUUUUCCUAAGUAAUGGAGCUGAUCCUAACCUGACGUGUGAUGCAGGACAAACUGCUUUUCACUUUGCCUGCAGGCAAGGGAAUAUCUAUAUUAUACACCAAAUGAUGCAAUAUGGAGCUGAUUUGCGCAUCAUAGACUUGCAAGGAAAAACGUCAUUGCAUCAUGCAGUUACUGGAGGCAACAUUGUUGCAGUGCAUUAUUUGUGGGAGACUGGAAUGUUCCGGUUCUCUGACACAGACAUGUACAAGGUGACGCCUCUUCACCUGGCUGCAUCAACUGGCAACACAGAAGUGGUGCGAUACCUGCUCAGAGACCAGAGAUGUGCUGUGGAUGCUGUCGACCAGCAGGGAGCGACAGCACUUCAUGUUGCAGCAGAGAGAGGCGGAGUAGAGGUGUGCUGGACACUGCUGCAGAGAGCAGGAUGCAGGAUGCUCCAUCAGAAGAACCACAGCGGCCUCACACCGCUGGAUCUCAGCAAGCAGGGGAAAACAUUUAGACAUCAGCAACUUACCAAACUACUGAGUCGGUACAUUAAUGAGCCAGUACACCACAAGCCCAGAGAGUCUCAUGUUUUGUAUUACUGGACACUGUUUUUUCCAACCCUGAGUGGAGCUGCCAUUCUGCUCAUAGCUGCCAUGUUGGGAGGCUAUGGUGGGCUAAUAUGUGCUUUGCUUUUCCCUUGGUUGGCCAGAAGCAUCUUCACACAAUAUCAUCGCAUGACAACGUACCAAAGGUUACCAAAUCCAGUCUACUUGGGAACACUCAUAGCUGGUUUGUUCCAUUCCCUCCUGUGCUUUUAUGGAAAAAUAAUGCCUAAUAUCCUUAACAGCGCCUUGGUCCAGGUGUCAAUGGUCCACUUCUCCCUAGUCCUGUGCGUGUUUUGCAAAGUUCUGACUCAAGAUCCUGGGACGCUGGACAGAGCUGAUGCCGACCCUCGGUUUUCCUGUAUAGCUGACCUGGUGGAGAAUAACCAGAGCCCACAUAGAUUCUGCCCAUAUUGUGAGUUAUUUCAGCCGGACAACACUAAACACUGCAAGUUGUGUGACGUGUGCAUUAAAGACUACGACCAUCACUGCCUUUUCCUCAACCGGUGCAUCGGCCGGGCCAACCACCGCCUCUUCCUCUUCUUCAUCCUCUCCAUGGUGACAGCCCACCUUCUUUUUGUUGCCACAGCAACAAGUUACCUGUAUGACAAGAAGUCUCUGAGCAGUCACAGCUUGUCAGUGUGGAUUAAACUGGUGGGGGAGGAGUUCUGGGUUGUGGUCAUGGGGAUUAUGAACACACUGACGCUGCUUUGGGAGGUGUGGCUAUUGACUGAACAGUUUGACGCCAUCGCCACAGGAACAACCACCUAUUUCAGACAAUGUGAAUCAACGGCCCGGCAGAGAUCCCUAGUACAACGUUGGGUUACAGUAUUGUCUUUUAUGUUGGAGGGGAGAAGACGAGUGGGUAACGGACAAACAAGAGACAACAAAUCUGCCAUAGACAUUUAAUAAUACCAUUUGUCCUUAAAGCUUUAUUUGUAUCAUCACUCGCUUACAGAUAUAUACACUCUCAGUUUACAAAGUCUUGGUGUGCUCUCAAAUGUAAUUUUCAGAUUCAAUUCUCUAAUGCCAUAUAACAAGUUGUACUGUAAAACAAUGUAAGCUUAGUUAUACUUUAAUGUGAUAUUUUAAUAUACAGUAUAUCCACUAUACACUACAACAAGUGUUUGGUCCUACUAUGUUUUUAGACUUUAACCUAGUUUGUAGUGAUGUCACUAAGCAUUUUUAAAACGACAGUGUUUUUAAUGAACUUGUGAGUUUACAUUCAUUUGUGUAAAACACUGGUAAUUUCCAAAACUGUGUCUUAUCAGGUAUCACCGCUGAUACUAUAUGAGUGCUCACACCUGUUUUUAUAUUCCACAUCAGCAUACCUUUUUAACUUCAUUGUUACUGUUGUUUUAGAUUAAAGUUACACAUUCUGUAGAACAUAGGUCAAAGUUGUGAAGAAUUGUGUACUCAUAUUAUUAUCAAGUCCUGUGAUUAGCUACUGAUAAUACUUAAUAGCAGAUGCACUGAAGACUUUGUUCUCUAACAUAAUGUCAUUACCUCUGUGACCUGCUCACAGUCAUUUGUGCCAAGACACUUCCUCUGCUCUCGCUAAUGGGACAUAGUCUUUUCAUGCUUUCAAUUACACAUGCUCAUUUCCUAUGUGUCCCUCAGGACCAUAUUUCUAGAUUAUAGAUGAUGUUUCCCACACCCCUCAGAGGCUGGUGUGACUGGACUGUGUGAGGCUACAUCAUGGUGGUAUAAUGUAGUGUCUGGUGCACUGCCUGUUACUGUGUGCAUAUGGUGUGGUUGAUGAGUGCAUGUAAGCCUAUGAAACUGUGUUUACUGUGUUCUCUGUCCCUCAGUGUUAUUGUAAUAAAUAACGUCUAUAUUUUCCUGGUGACAUAGCUAACUGAGGUUUUCAGAUUAAUCCUCCUAUUUGUGCCAUUAUGUUUUAUGUUGUGGAAAAAACUAUGUUUAAUAAAUAAAUUCACUGAAAACUGUCA